Drosophila arizonae is the source of this 13040-nucleotide messenger RNA. RefSeq names its product dynein cytoplasmic heavy chain beethoven (gene btv). The record is from RefSeq and is a predicted model, not a curated record. Gene Ontology annotation, molecular function: dynein intermediate chain binding; ATP binding; minus-end-directed microtubule motor activity. Gene Ontology annotation, biological process: microtubule-based movement. Gene Ontology annotation, cellular component: dynein complex. Lineage: Eukaryota; Metazoa; Arthropoda; Insecta; Diptera; Drosophilidae.
AUGGCCAUAAAGUCGGUUGAUAUCGUGCCGUGUCGUGACUUGGCUGCUGUCCUGCUGCUGGCAGGAAUCUGCUUGGCUCCAGUUGAGUAUUUUGCUGCGCGCAUUCCAGGCACGGAAUUGGAUGAACAAACAGCGACUAUAUUGGAGUUUCUAGAGCAAGAGGAGCACACGGUUAUCUCGGCCGUGCAUAAUAAAUCCGAUGGCAAAAUCAAAUUUCAACAUCGCAUACCCAACGACGAAGUCUGUUUACUUUUCUACAAGGUGCCGCAGGUGGGCCAAGGCGCUGCCAGCGCCGGCAGUGGCCAAGUCGAGCCACCGUUGGGCAUAUUAACACUGGAGGGUGGCCUGGUUAAAUCCAUUUACAAUUCCGUUUCACGUGUCUUUUCGCCACAUGCAACGGCACGACGCAACGAGUACAGUCCAGAGCUAAGUGGACUGCUGGAGAAUUUGCACGUUUCGCUAGGCUCCACCUUGGGUUUACCUCAGAGCGGCAUAAGCAGCAUAAAGGACGAAAUCAAAUAUUGGAAACAGAAACUGGGUCAGAAGUCCAGUUCGCGCUUGGAUCGCGAGACGGCGCAGGUGUUCAUAGGAGUGUUGGAAAAUAUCGAAAUGAAAAUUAGCUCCAUUGACACUGGCGGCAAUUCGAGCAGUCGCAUCGAGGAGUUCCUCGACCACGCCCACAAUAGCCUGGACGAGCUGUGGCGCCUGCCCUACAACUACCCGCAGCAGCGCAUGGCCGAUCUGCUGGACAUCAUGGGCAACCGCCUGCUGGAGGCCUGCCUGGUGCAGCUGCAGGCCGAGGAUAUCUGGAGCCUCAACUCGUACCAUGUGAACAAUCUGAUGAGCCAGUGCAUGGACACCGUGGAUGCCUGGAUGCAGCUAUGCGACUCGCUGACCCGACUGUUCUGGCCCAACUACGUGAAGCAUCCGUGGCUGGGGGAGCCACACGUGCCGCGGCGCGGACAACAGUUCAAGGAGCGACUGGCCGAGAUACGCAACAUCAAGCAGCUGUACAAGCAGAUCGCCACGCUGCUCAACGAUGCCGAGCUGCAGGAGAUGUUCCAGGAGCAGGCAGCCUUUGGCGAUCUGAAUAUAUUCGACACCUCGCCCUCGGGCCAGGCCAAGUGGCAGAAGGCGCUGCAGCACUUCGAGCAGGUGCUGCAGCCCAUAGACGAGCGCAUGGCCGCCGCCUUGAAGUCGCAGCUGCAUCAUCAUCUCAGCAAUCCGCGCCAGGUCAUCUUCAUCUUCUCCAAGUACGAGAUGCUGAUACAACGGCCCGCCGUGCUCGAGCUGCUCAGCAUUGAGCGCGAACAGUUCCUGCAGUCGCUCCACCUGCUGCUCCAAGAUCUGCGCAAGGCCAUGACGGAUACCAACAUGGAGCCCGACACGGGUCACCUGUCGGUCAUAUGCAACGAGUGCCGCUGGCUCAAAGUGGUGCAAUAUCAGAUACAGGAGAUCGAGAAAGUCAGCCACUUGAUCAGCGGACGCGAGGGCUUCGACAAGGUCAAUAAGGCCGUGCAGGAGAUCAAGGAGGAAACCGAAUCUCUGCUGCGCACCAAUUUCGAAAUCUGGUCGGGUCAAUGCUCGACGGCGGUCAAAAGUGGCGAGCUGAGACUGCGCGACGAUCAGGCGGUGGUCAAGUUCGAGAAGGAGGGUCGCCAGCUGAUGCGAGUUACAUUCAACCCCAAGCUGGUGACCUUCUGCCAGGAUGUGCGCGAGUUCGAGAAUCUGGGCUACACGGUGCCGCUGGAGCUGCGCUCGGCUGCGACGCACGCCGCCAAGUACAUGUGCUACGCGCGCCGGCUGCAGCAGAUCGCCACGUUCCACAACACCAUUGGCGAUCGCAUGAUACCCUGCCAGAGGCCCAUCAUGCUCAAGAAUGCGCUGGAGCUGCAGCGGCUGGUGCAGAGCGAAACUGUCGCCUGGCAGGACGAGGCGUCGGUGCAGCGGUACGUGAACACCCUGCAGGAGGCGGUGUCCAAGCUGUCGGCCGACAACACGCUGCUGGUGGGCUACCAUGAGCAGGCCAAGCGAACGGUCAUCAAGCUCAUGGGCACAGAUUUGCUGACGCAGAACCAAGUGUGGAAGGACGAGUUGCGGCAUCUGCGGGAGCUGGUGGCCACGCUGGAGCGCCAGGGCUACACGAAUCUGGAUGCCUUCAAGCUCCACUGGGAUCAUCAGCUGUACAAGGUGCUGGAGUAUCAGUACAUACUCGGCCUGCUCGACAUGAACAACAAAUUGCCGGAUAUACACGUCAAGCUGGUGCUGCGACAGCGCGAGCUCUGCUACAGUCCGCCGGAGGAGGAGAUCCGUGAGCUGUUCUUCUCCCAGCUGCGGCGCUUCAUCGAGCGUCCGUGCAAUUUCCGUGGUCUGUCCGAGCACAGCACCGCGUUGUUUCAGUCCAUGGUCACCUCGAACCGGCAUCACUUCGGGCCGCUUUAUGCGCGCGCCGCCGAGCUCUUCGACAAGCUGGAGGACUUCAAGCGCAUCUGGCUGCCCUGGAUAGCGCUGGGCUGCGUGGAUCUGGAGCAGCUGUGCAGCAUUCACCUGAACGAGGCCGCCGACUGGGAUCGCAAUUUCCGCGCGUGCAAGCAGUUCAGCCAGCAGCUGGCUAAGCUGCAGACAGCCGAGGAGUCCAUCGAUUGCAUUGUGAUCAAUGUGCUGCCCCUGCGCACGGACAUUGAGUACCUGAGCAGGCGCUACUGGGAGGCGCUCGCGACGAGCCUGCGUGCGUCUAUACUGAACGACGUGAGCGCCGUGCAGGAGUUUCUACAGAACGCGCUGCAGUUCCUGCAGAACGUGCCCAUGGACGAGGGCAGCAUCAGUGAGUCGGGCAUAAAGUACGAGAAGAUCAUGAGCGAGCUGCCGCAGAUCAGCGGCACGCUGGAGCUGGUCAGGGCCAAGGAUGCCUGCCUGGCGGGCUGGUGCAAGGAGCGGGUCACCGCCUUGGCCGCCAUCAUGCUGCAGUGGGAGCAGCUGCAGCCGUUGCUGGAGAACCAUGCGGUCAUCCUGCAGCGACAGGUGGACAUCAUCAAGACGCAGGCGCACACCCAGCUCCAGAAUCUGCGCAACGAGGCGGAGAAGUUUCUGCUGCGCUGGGAGUCCACCAUAGCCGAGCUGGAGGCGAACGAGUCGGCCAGCCUGGAGCUGUUCAAGGAGCGUCGCGCCCACUGGCAGCAGCUGCUGGCGAAGAAGCAGCAGCUGCUCGACGAGUGCCACAAAUUCAACAUGGAGUUCCCGGAGGAUGCCCUGGCGCCCUUCGCCGCCAUCGAUGCGCAGCUGGAGCGGCAGUCGCUGCAGUGGCAGCUCUACGAUCAGUUCCUGUCCGAACUGCAGCCCAUUUUGCAGGAGGAGUGGGCCAUCUACAGGCGGCGGCCGUACGUGCUCAACGAGUUCAUUGCUCGCUGGGAGGGCUCGGUGCACGCCUCCAUCGACCUGCCCUCGAAGCGCAUUCGCCUGCAGGUGGAGCGACUGCAGGCCACGCUGCCCAUACUCCAGCAGCUGCAGUCGGAUGCGAUUAGCGAGCGCCACUGGGCCAUCAUAUUCCAGCUGCUGCACAGGGCCAGCUCGAAGCCUCCGCAUGCCAUACAGCUGCAGGACCUGCUGGAGGACCUGGAUGCAUUGCUGGCAGCAGCGCCCGAGAUUGCCAGCAUUGUGCGACAGGCAGCCUCGGAGCAGAUCGUCCGGCAGGCACUCGUCGAGCUCGAUCAGUGGUCGGUGACAGCUCAGCUGAAGCUGAUCGAACGCAUGGACGCCAACGGACAGGCGGUGUGCCUGAUCAAGGACUACCAGGAGGUGCUCAACAAGAUUGGCGACAAUCAGUCGCUGCUGCAAUCGGCCAAGAGCUCGGCGGCCUUCGACAGCUUCUCCGAUCAGGCGGGGCUCUGGGAGAGUCGCCUCAACACGCUCGACGUGCUGCUCACCAGCUUGAGUCACUCUCAGAGACGUUGGGUCUACUUGGAGCCUGUCUUUGGAGCUGGCACCUUGCAGCAGGAGCACGCUCUGUUCAAGCGCAUCGACAAGGACUUUCGCUAUGUGAUGCGCGAGAUACAAAUGGAUCCGAGGGUGACGUCCCUGCUCAAGAUCAAUAAUAUAAGCACCAUUGUGAAUGCGCUGGAAACUCAGCUGGCGCGCUGCCAGCAGAAUCUGAUGAGCUAUAUAACGGACAAGCGCAAUUCAUUCCCUCGCUUCUAUUUCCUGGGCGACGAUGAUCUGCUGGAGCUGCUGGGCCAGGCGUCCAAGGAUGCGGAGAUUAUCAAGCGGCACAUACGCAAACUCUUUCCGGGCUGCCACAGCCUGGCCAUCGAGCAGACGCCCAAUGCCAGCCACUACAGAAUUCUGGCCGUGCACAGCGCCGAGGGCGACGAGCUGCGGCUGAGCCAAGCCGUUGACAUGACGGGCGACAUUGAGCGCUGGCUGAACCAGCUGGUGUCCGUCCUGCAGGAGACGCUGCGCGCCCAGAUCUACGAGUGCUACAACAACACCAGCGGCGCCAGCGAUUAUCUCAGCGCCCAGCUGCUGAGCCAGUACGCCAGUCAGGUGCUGGCCACGGCGCGUGCCCUUCACUUCACGCGUCAGACGGAGAAGGCCAUUGGCAGCAUGGCGUUGGCCAAGCUGCAGCAGCAGCUCAGGGCCGAGAUGUCGCACCUGGCGGCCAUGAAACAGCGCUCGGCCGGCGGCAGCCUGCAGUGGCUUAAGCUGAGCGCCCUCCUCCUGGAUCUGGUGCACUAUGUGGGCGUGGUGGAGCAGCUGCAGCAGCAGAAUGUGAUGAGCCCCACCGAUUGGCACUGGCUGAGUCAGCUGCGAUAUUACAUGGGCAGCAGCAGCAGCAGGCAGGGGGCUGGCGACGUUCGGCAGGUGUGGGUGCGCAUGGUUUAUGCUGAAUUUGAAUACGCUUACGAGUUCCUCGGGCAUGCCAAUAAGCUGGUGCACACCCGGCUAACACACAAAUGCUAUCUAACACUCACACAGGCCAUGCACAUGGGCCUCGGCGGUAAUCCGUUCGGGCCGGCGGGCACCGGGAAGACGGAGUGCGUUAAGGCCCUGGGCGGCAUGCUCGGGCGCCUUGUUCUGGUCUUCAAUUGUGAUGAGAACGUCGACACCGAAUCGAUGAGCCUAAUCCUAACUGGCCUGGCUCGCUGCGGCGCCUGGGGCUGCUUCGAUGAGUUCAAUAGACUGCAGGAGGCAACCCUGUCAUCCAUAUCGAUGCUCAUACAGCCCAUACAGAGCGCCCUCAAGGACAAGGCGGACAGCGUGCAAAUUGGCGAGCGCCAGGUGCAGCUCAACCACCACUGCGGUAUUUUCGUGACCUUGAAUCCGGCGGGCGGGGAGUACGGCGGCAGACAAAAGCUGCCCGGUAAUAUUCAGGCGCUAUUUCGGCCGAUUGUUAUGCAACAGCCGGAGCCGGGCGAAAUUGCACGCGUUAUGCUAUUCGUGGAGGGCUUUGCGGCCGCUGCGGAUAUUGCGGCGCGAAUUGUGGAGCUCUUCGAUCUGUGCGGUAAAAUGCUGUCCGCCCAGCGGCACUACGACUGGGGACUGCGCGAACUGAAAACCGUGCUGCUCGUUUGCGGCGAGGGACUGCGCGCGCAAUUAGCGGGAAUGCCAGCAGCGGGCCCACUUAAUGAGCAUUCCAAUGCCAGUCACAGUCCUGCGGCGAUUGGUAAUGAUGAAAUGCGCAUUGUUGUCCAUUGUCUGCGCUCAUCAACCAUGUCCAAGCUGGCGCAACAGGACGUUGAACGCUUCGAAAUGUUGCUGUUGAAUGUGUUUCCCGAAAUUGGCGCCUCGGCGGUGCCGUUGACACCGCUGCAUCAGGCACUGGCCGCCGCCUUCGGCCCACUGGCCCUGCGCGCCAACGACAAGCAAAUCGAGAAGGCAUUGCAACUGCACGAGCAGCUGCAGAAGCGCAUGGGCGUGGUCCUCGUCGGCCCACCUGGCUGCGGAAAAUCGAGCAUUCUAUCACUGCUCCGACAGGCACUGACCGCCACAACGGGCAUCCAGCUGCGCGUCCACACCAUCAGCCCCAAGUCGAUGAGUCGCGUGCAGCUGCUGGGCCGCCUCGACCCAGACACUCGCCAGUGGCUAGACGGCGUGCUCACCCACACAGCGGUGCUGGUCAAUCAGGAGCCCUCGCAUGUCCACUCGUGGAUCGUCUGCGACGGCAGCAUUGACCCCGAGUGGAUAGAGGCUCUGAACUCGGUGCUGGAUGAUAACAAACUCCUAACACUGCCCUCUGGCUGGCGCAUACAGUUCGGCAACAAUGUCAACUUUAUAUUCGAGACGGACGAUGUGCGUCACGCCUCCCCGGCAACCAUAUCACGCAUGGGCAUUGUCAACAUGAGCUACGACUAUUAUCCCCUGACGGAAGUACUCAAGCAUGAGCUGGAGAAGGAGCCAUAUGGCGAUCUACUGCAAAGCUACAUUGAUGAAAAUUUCAGAGUAGCUUACGACUGGCUUCAAAAUGAGCAAUUGUUGGGUCAAGUGCCUGGCAUAAGUCGGUCCAGUUUGCUGCGCUCCCUGCUGCUGCAGCUGCACAAUAGCCAGACGAUCGAGGAGUAUGGCGCAGCCACAUUACGCACAAUGCUCGGCUAUGUUCCCAGCGAGCGGCAGCGAGAGUUCGCACAGCUGGUGCUGCAGCGCGCGAAUCUCUAUGUGGCACAGCCGAGUCAUGCCGAGCUGAGCUACUACGACCCGCAGCGCAAAGCACUGGAGCAGCAUGUGGUGGGCGUCAUAGAGACGCCCGAGCAUGGCAGUGAGCUCAUUGUGACAGCUUAUGUUAAAUCAUAUCUGAGUAUUAUCAAUUCGCUGCUGGAGCUGCCGGCUGGACGUGCGACGCCUUUCAUAUUGGUCGGUCCCAGCGGAGCGGGCAAGACGCUGCUGCUGGAGCAGGCGCUGCUGGAGUGCUCGGGCUACCAGCUGGCCAGCAUCAAUUGCUCCACACAGCUGACCGCUGGCUACGUGCUGCACACGCUGCGCACGCACUGCGUCACGGUGAGCGGCGUGCGUGGGCGGGAAUACAAGCCGAAGCAGUCGAGGCUGGUGCUGUUCAUGAAGAACCUGGACUUGUGCCAGCUGGAUGCCUGGGGCGCCUGCGAGAUAGUCGAGCUGCUGCUGCAACUGGUGCAGCGCGGCGGCUUCUAUGCGGAAAAUCUGGAAUGGAUCAGCGUCAGUGGGCUGCAAAUUUGUGCGUCCAUCAGUGGCAAUUUGUCAAAAAUUUCACCCCGCUACCUGGCCAUCAAUCAGUACGUGCGCGUGGCCCGGCCGAGUGCUGCCGAUAUGCUGGCCAUCGUUCAGUGCCGCCUCCAGCCGUUGCUCCACACGCACUUCAAACCACCGCCCGGCAGUCCCAUCAAUUUGCAGCACGUCAGCGAGUGCCUAAUGGAGUGCUUUGAAAAGCUCCAGGCUGUUUUUACUGCGUCCACUGGUCCACAGCAACAGCAGCAGCAGCAGCAGUUGCAUUAUCAGUUUAGCCCCAAGUGCAUUAUGAAGCUCUUGGCGGCUCUCGUUUACUAUCCGUCCACAGACUUCAAUGAGGCUUUGCAUUGCGAGCUGUUGGGCUUGUUCAGAGAUCGUUUGGCCAGCGAGGAGCAUGUGCAGCAAUUCGAGUCUAUUCUGAAGCAAACUAUGCGCAAAUAUCUAGGCAAGGAGAAAAUCUACUAUGUGCCCAAAUCGGCAAAGUCCAAAGGACAACUGCAAGGACUCGCUCACGAUGAGUGGCUGGAGGAGGUGCAAAGGCAGAUUACAAUAUGCAAUACCGAAAGCUAUAGCAUUUCGGCACCCAUCACGGAGGAGCUGCUGCAGCACACAGCCAAAGUAGCACGAAUCCUCUCCCGCAACGAUGCUCACUUGCUGAUUCUGGCUGAAGCAGGUGAUCGCCACCUGGAUGCCAUCUAUGCGGCUGCCACGCUGCAGCAGGCCAAGGUCUUGACCUUACAGGGAACCGCCAACUAUGCUCUACCGGAUUUCUACAACGAUUUGAAGUUGGCAAUGCAGACGGCAGCGCUGGAGCAGCAGAUGAGCUAUCUGCUCAUCGAGCAUUGCUGGCUGAGCUAUGUGCCGGAUAUACUAAAGCCCAUUGAGGCACUCCUGGAGGGCAGUGAAAUACUGGAGUUGUUUGGCGACGAUCUGGAGACGGUGGCCAGCACGCUGAAGCAGGCGGCACAGUUGGAGGGCUAUCAGGAGUCGCUGGGCGCAUACUUUAUGAAGCGUGCACGAGAGCAUCUGCACUUGGUGCUGGUGCUCGAGCCGAGCAGUCCACAGCUGGCGGAGUACUUCAGCAGCUGCCCAGCCUUGCUUCGUCAAAUGGAUAUGCUCUACGUGCGUGCGGAGUCGCGUGAUACGCUGGCGAUGCUGCCCAAGCAGUACAUUGAGUUGCUCAACGAGGCGACGACUGCGGCCGCGGGGCGUGGCAAGGUGCCCGUCUGCAGUCACUUCGGCGAUGUGGCCGAAGAGCUGCCGCCAGAGCAGCCGGCGCAUCGCUACUAUCAGCUUAUCAGCAGCUACUUCCAUAUGUACAGCAAUGCAGCAGCUGAGAUUGAUCGGCGCAUGCGCAAGCUGCAGCUGGGCGUGGAUAAGCUGGCUGCGGCGCAUGCUCUGGUCGGCACACUGAAGGCCAAUGCGACGGAGCAGGAGCAGGCGCUGGGCGAGAAGCGAAAGCUGGCCAACGAUGCACUGCAAAUGAUCUCGGCGACGAUGCACAAUGCGAAUGAGCAGAAGUCGAAUAUGCUGGAGCUGAAGCAGAAGACGCAGCAGAGCAGCGAGCAGCUGAAGCUGCGACAGCGCGAGAUUCAGCAGGAGCUGGCAGAGGUGGAGCCGAUCUUGGCGGAGGCCAGCAAUGCGGUGGGUCAAAUCAAAUCCGAGGCGUUGUCCGAAAUACGCUCGCUCCGCGCUCCACCCGAGGCCGUGCGGGACAUACUGGAAGGUGUGCUGCGGCUAAUGGGCAUACGCGACACCUCGUGGAACAGCAUGAAAACGUUUCUGGCCAAGCGCGGCGUCAAGGAGGACAUACGCUCCCUGGACCCGGCACAUAUCAGCCCCGAGAACUGCCAGGCCGUGGAGCGCCUGCUGCAGGCAAAAGGUGACUCCUACGAGUCGAAGAAUGCGAAGCGUGCCUCUGCAGCUGCCGCACCACUCGCUGCCUGGGUGCAGGCCAGCGUGCGCUACUCACGCGUCAUUCAGAGCAUUAAGCCACUGGAGCGCGAGCAAAAUGAGCUGCAGCGCAAUCUGAAUGCCGCCGAGGAUGAGAUGCAGCAGCUGGCCAGCGGCCUGGACGAUGUGGACAAGCGCGUGCAGAAGCUGUCUGCGAAGUUGCAAACCUACACGCAGGAGGCGGCCGUGCUGGAGCUGAAGCUGCAAGAGGCGGGCGCCACGCUGCAGGCAGCGGAGCUGUUGGUGGCCAAGCUGAGCGCCGAGUAUGCCACCUGGAGCGAGCAGCUGGCCGAACUGAAGCGCGCUCACAAGACACUCGACAGCAAGACGUUGCUGCUGGCAUUGGCCAUCAAUUACUACGCCGGCUGGGGAGUCGAGCAACGCGGCACCCUAAUCAAACGUCUCAGCAAGGAAUUCCAGCUCUCCGGCUCUGAUGGCUUUGAGCUACGCCGAACUCUCGUCACAGAGCAGCAGCAAAUCAUUUGGGAAAGUCAAGGCUUGGCGCGCGACGCGCAGAUCAUUGAGAGCGCUGCACUGCUGCGUGAGAUGCUGGCGUUGCCCUUUGGCAGUUGUCCAGUGCCGCUGCUGCUGGACCCCACCCAGACGGCGGGGCAAUGGCUCAGCGCGCAUCUGCGUGCAACUGGCCGAGCGAGCGAGCUGACAAGCCAAGGCCACGAGCGACUCUGCUACCAACUGGAGCUGGCCGUGCGCUUUGGCAAAACGCUGCUGGUGCUGGACUGCGAGCAGCUGCAUCCGCCGCUGCUGGAGCUGCUGCAGCUGCACAUCUAUGUGCGCUUCAACAAGCGCCAGUUGGCAGUGGGCAAUAAGUUGGUGGAUCUCCAUGAGGACUUCCAAUUGGUGCUGAUCAGCAAGUCUCAUCGCCUGCAGCAGUUGCCGCCGGAGCAGCGGGGUCAAGUGAAUCUGCUGCGCUUCACGGUGACAGCCACUGGGCUGGCCGAUCAGCUAAUGUCCAAGGCGAUUGUGCUGAAGAAUCCGGCACUGGAGCAGCAGCGCAUCGAGCUGCUGCAGCGAGAGGGCGAGCUGCUUAAGCAGCGCAUGGCGCUCCAGGACAAUCUGCUCGAGCAGCUCUCCAAGGCCGAGGGCGACAUUCUGCGCAACGAGCCGCUCCUGGCCAGCCUCAACGAGGUGAAGCGCAGCAGCGCCGAAAUCGAUGCGGCGCUGGAGCAGAGCGGACAGGUCAAGCAAACACUGCUCUCACAAUUCGGUGCGCUGCGUGAGCUCUGCGAGCAGGCGGCCAACUUCUACGCUGGCCUGACGCAGGGCUACGAGCUGUCGGCCCUAGUCUACAUCGAGCUCUUCCUGGGGGCGCUGCGUGCUCAGGAUGCUCAGCAGCUGCACCAGCAGCAGCUGUUCGAGCGCCUCGUCCGCAGCGUCUAUCUGCAUCUGGCGCGUGCAACACCUCGCGAAAGUCAAUUGACGCUGGCCCUGUGGGUUUGCCGGCAAGCCUUCGGCUCCGCCAUCGGCGCCAAGGAGUGGGAGCUGUUUGUCAGCAGCUUCAUGGGCAGCGCCGAUGGCAGCUGUCAGCUAAGCGGCGGCCUGCCCGACUGCAUAAGCCGCGACUCACAAUUGAAGCUGGCGCUGCUGCUGCAACAGCUGCCGGACCUCAAGGCGCAACUGCAGCUGGACAAGGAUUACGUGUGGCGCGGCUUUAUCGAACAGCAAACGGACGAUAUACUGCCCAAUAUCAAGUCCCACUUUCAACGCGUGCUAGUGGCGCAAAUCUUUCGACCCGACUUACUGCUCACGCAACUACGUUUGGCCAGCAGCCAAUUGUUGGGCCUAUCCCCAGAGGCGGCCACACAGCCAACCGUGCAGCAGCUGCUGGAGCAGAGCAGCUGCGAUCGUCCCAUAUUGAUGAUCAGUCAACCCGAACUAGAUCCAGCCACAGAGCUGCGUGGCGUAGCUCUGAAGAAGUGGGGACCACAGAAGUACGUGGAGUUGGCCAUAGGACGGGGCAGCGAGCUGCGCGCCUUGGCGGCCAUGCGGCAGGCAGCGGGCCAGGGUCAGUGGCUGUGCGUCAAGAAUGUGCAUCUGGUGCCCGAGUGGCUGGGCCAGAUGGAGCGUGAGCUGAGCGAGCUGCACAAGUCUGAGGAGUUUCGCUUAUGGCUGCUCUGCGAGUCCACCAACGGCUUCAGCGAGGCGGCUGUCUACAAGUGUCUCAAGGUGCGAUACGAGCAGCCGCGCGGCCUCAAGCAGCAGGUGCAGCGAAUGCUGCAGAACUACACCGGCCUCCAGCCGGAGUCGGCUAGCAAGCAGCCUGCGAAGUGCUUGAAGAUGCGCUUGGUGCUCUUCCUGCUGCAGGCCGUGCUCCAGCAGCGUCGUCAGUAUAUACCCCAGGGCUGGUCGAAGUACUACGAGUUCGGCGAGGCAGACCUCAAGGCAGCCCUCGGCGUGCUGGGCUGGCUGGACGCGCAGCUGAACAGCGGACGCUGCGAUUGGACGCUGAUGCAGCGUCUCUGCGAGGCGGUGGCCUAUGGCGGGCGAAUGAACAACGAACGGGAUGUGGACAUACUAAGGAGCUAUCUAUCCCAGUUCUGCUGUGCGGAUGUCCUCAGCAAUCGCUGGCAGCCACUGGGCCUGCCUGGCUCCAUGCCCACCAGCGCCCAGCUGCAGGAUUACUAUGCGGCCGUCGAUCGAUUGCCGGAUGUGGAUGAGCCGCGCAUGUACGGACUCGCCAGUCAGGCGCAGCAGCAGCGCGAAAUGGAGCAGGCGCGUCUAAUCAUCAAGGAGCUGCGCGCGUUGCAGUUUGGCGGAUCUGCGGCUGGCAGCGAACUGGCCACGCCCAACUCCAGGCAGCGACUGGAACAGCAAAUCAAGCCUUUGCUCAGCUUGUGGAGGAAAUUGGCCAAUGGCUGCACCAUAGCCCAGACGGCAAAGGAAGCAGCACUCACCAGUGCUACAGCCACGCCCAUGCCCACGCCCUGGACGCUGUUUGUGCUCGCCGAGCUGCAGCUGGGCGCUCAGCUUUAUAGAGCCGUGCAUCAGCUGCUGUCGCAGCUGCACAAUUGGCUGAAGGAGACGACGGGCAGAGCGGAGCAGCCAGCGGAUGUGGAUGCCAGCACAAUGCUAGCGCUGGCCGAGCAGCAGGUGCCCCACAGCUGGCAGAAGCUGUGGCCCGGUCCGAGCAGCAGCAGCGCCGUUGACUACCUGCGCGGUCUGAUGGUGCGUGCGGAGGCAGCUGAGCAGCGCUUUAAGGAGUCGCUGCAGCUGGAAUUCGGCCAGGAGCUGAAUCUGAAGCAGGUCUUCAACUGCGAGAAUCUGUUGGCCUGCUUGAAGUUGCAGCAGGCGCGCAAAUGCUGUGUAUCCACGCAGCGACUCCAAUUGCAGUGUGCGAAGGCCAGCGAUAGGGCAGGAGGAGCUGGGGAUCUGCUUUUGCUUAAGCUGGCGCCGCUUAAGCUUGAUGGUAAUACGCAGCUACUCAACAGCAGCGAGUCGAAUCCAUUUUACAUCACAUACAAAAUCACAGACAACAACGAAGCGAACGUGACUGAGGAUAAGUUCAAGAAAAUCGAUCGCUUUGCCAGCAACAGGCAGCACACCGACGAGCGCAUUACCCUGCCGCUGUACAGCAGAGCCAGCCGGGACAAGCUGAUCUGCCAUUUGGAACUGGAUGCCGCUGGCGCCACGGCGGAACAAGUUCUUCUCGCCGGCACAGCCCUCAUCGUCGAAGACUAUUGAAGACAGUCCCAGAAAAAAAAUCAGGUUUAAUCUAUUUCAAAUCUCCCAUCUAUUGAAACUCAUCCCAGAAAACGGAAUCCAACAUAUAAAUAAAUAUGCAAGCUCCGCAAUACAAAUAGAGUGGAAAGACAACGGCCAUAAGCGUCAUUUUGAUUGUAAACAAAAUUUGUUAGCAACUCCAAAAUUUUGAAUUUAUA